GCGGAUCUCGCGGGUAUGGGGAGUGGACAGCUCUAUUGAUUCGUUCCCUAUAACACUCGCGGCUGCGGGCUUGGGACCGACUGGCUUUUUUGUUACUUUUACGCUUGUGAACAAAAAAACCCAAAACCAAAAUGUCCUCGGCUGGUGUGCUGUCCCCUGCAGCUGCGGCGCCUGAUUACUACGAGGAAGACGAGCUGGAGAGUGUGGAGGAAGAAGAUGACCGGAGCUUCAGGGGCAGGGAGUCUGAUGAAGAUACAGAAGAUGCCAGUGAGACUGACGUAGCUAAACAUGACAAUGUGGACUAUGUGGAAAUGAAAGAACAGAUGUAUCAAGACAAACUGGCUUCUCUAAAGAGACAACUCCAGCAGCUUCAGGAAGGUACCCUACAAGAGUACCAGAAACGAUUGAAAAAGCUAGAUCAACAGUAUAAAGAAAGAAUACGAAAUGCUGAGCUUUUCCUGCAGCUAGAGACUGAGCAGGUAGAAAGAAAUUACAUCAAGGAGAAGAAAGCGGCUGUUAAGGAAUUCGAAGAUAAGAAAAUUGAGCUGAAGGACAACUUAAUGGCAGAGCUUGAUGAAAAGAAGAAAAUGAUUGAAAAUGAGAAAAUAACAAUGGAACUGACUGGAGAUUCCAUGGAAGUGAAGCCUAUUAUGACACGAAAAUUAAGAAGAAGGCCGAAUGAUCCAGUGCCAAUUCCCGACAAAAGAAGGAAACCUGCUCCAGCUCAGCUAAAUUAUCUGCUGACAGAUGAACAAAUAAUGGAGGAUUUGCGAAUUUUAAACAAGUUAAAAUCUCCCAAGAGACCUGUAUCACCCUCAAGUCCGGAACAUCUUCCAACCACACAGAAUGAAUCCCCUGCCCAACGAUUUGAAGCACGCAUAGAAGAUGGAAAGCUAUACUAUGAUAAGAGAUGGUACCACAAGAGCCAAGCUAUAUAUCUGGAAUCUAAGGAGAAUUCCAAACUCAGCUGUGUCAUCAGUUCUGUGGGAAAUAAUGAGGUUUGGGUAAGAAAGAGCAGUGACAGCACCAAACUCAGAAUUUACCUGGGCCAGUUACAGAAGGGUCUGUAUGUGAUCAGGAGACGUUCAGCGGCGUGACAUACAUCACCCUUAAAGAGAAUGUUGGACCCUAUUAACAUCCAGUAUCACUGGCAAAAUAGAUAUUUGUGAACAUUAAAGUACUGGGGUUAGAAUUUGCCAUGGAUGUCUUUUGCUAGAACCAUUUUUGGACCACCCUGUAUUUGAUGAGUGCUUCAUUUCCAAGGAAUCACAGAAAGUCAUGAGAAUGCAAAGAAUGAUCUUCAAACAAUCCUUCCCCAAUGGUAUGCCGUCUUCAGUAAUCAUUGCCACUUCUAAAGCCACCAACAUGCCUUCACCUCCAAGAGGAUAUUUAUUGAAAUUCUAACAGUUACGAAAAUGUCGGCUGCCAUUGUUGGUGCUGUGUUGCAUGAUUAUUUACAGGAGAGGGUCAGUCUGUUACUUUUAGUUUUGAGCCAAAUGUUUAACUUUCACUUUUAAACAUGCUGUCUUAUUAGAGCAAGCCAUCACAAAGGCCAAGACUCCAAAAUGUGUUGUUAUUGAGUACAAGGUUGCUUUAUUUGCAAUGAUCCCAGCUUGUUUUAAGGCUAUGGCACACCAGGUGUUGUGCCCUUUCUUGAGGUGAACCAUGGCAGCUAUCAAUUCCUUCCCUGUCUGCUUGUCAUCUUCCUCUUCAUAUGAAUGGGGAAUGCACUGCUUAGUUGGCAAUGGCUGUCAAGCAGUCAUCACUGCGGAACAGUCUUUUUGGAGUUGCAAAAUUAUCCCCAUCUUAUGGAAGGAGAUCAAGGAAGACUGACAUGGUUGUCCUGAGAACACUGUAAUGAGGCCCUGUGGGCUAUAUGCCAUGACCAGUUGCGUAACGUACAAUUCAUUGGCAUAAAGCUUAUGGAAAAACAACUUACCAUAACAUAAUUUUUUUAGUCUAAACGAGCACUCGUAAUCUACUACAUUCAUUGUUUUAAAGAGACAUCCGAUCCAUGCAGCAAACACAGCCAGACAAUGUAUUGCACAACCUCUCUGCUAAACUCGGAGGCAUAAUUCUCAUAUAGUAAAGCUAGAGUUCACCACCUCUCACCAGAGUGAAGUUACGCCAAUCUUUAUACAUAUAUACUAUAUAUCAUUACAUGAAAAUGUUCACCCUUUGAUAAAUACACUUUAUAAACCCCAUAGAAAUGAAUAGGUAAUGGCAGAGUUUCGCUCUGGCAAACUGUGGCAAACUCUAGAUUCACUUUGAUAAAUAUACCCCCAAAUAUCUCAGGAACUAAAUGCAUACCUUUCUGUUAUAAAUUUGCUCUCUUCUAGGAUACUUGGCUUUUAUAUAUCUCAAAGGAAACUGCUUUAAUGAUUAUAUUAGACUUCACUGAAAAUGCUUUCCAUGCUCUCUAGUUUAAUCUCGGUAUAGCAGUGUUUACGGCGCUAUCAAAUGGUUGCACUUUCCCAAGUGUUGCACCAAACAUUAUUUGAAAGACUGUUUAAGAUUGCCGCCUUAUUUCCACUGCACCCUUUAUUUGAAAGUAGAGGAUUUCUUUGAUUCAAAAUUUGUGGAACGUCAUGCUAAUGACUGGUCUUAGUCUUUAAAUAUGAGACGCGUAACAAUUUAGUGAAUUGUGAGAAACUCAGUUUCUGUGGAUUUGUAUAUAUGUUUAAUAUGUUUUUUUUUUAUAGUUUAUAUCCCAGCAUUACAAUUGUUAACUGUACAUUGAAAACAUUAAAUAGGCACAUUGAGUUAUUUACUCACAUA
This is a messenger RNA of Xenopus laevis (African clawed frog), 2778 nucleotides long. It is a transcript of the gene suds3.L, whose product is annotated as SDS3 homolog, SIN3A corepressor complex component L homeolog. NCBI's taxonomy places the organism in Eukaryota, Metazoa, Chordata, Amphibia, Anura, Pipidae. Gene Ontology annotation, cellular component: nucleus; nucleoplasm. The record is from RefSeq and is marked provisional.